Molecule: messenger RNA, 1978 nt
Organism: Bubalus bubalis (water buffalo)
Lineage: Eukaryota; Metazoa; Chordata; Mammalia; Artiodactyla; Bovidae
Gene: LRRC61
Product: leucine rich repeat containing 61
Exons: 2
Coding region: 723-1508 (261 amino acids)
Biological process (GO): outer dynein arm assembly
Cellular component (GO): cytoplasm
Molecular function (GO): protein binding
Source: RefSeq, a predicted model, not a curated record
CCAGCUGCUGCGCUGCGCCAGGGGGUGGGAGGCGGCGCCCUGCUCCCAGCUGCGGGGCCGCGGCCGGUGGCUGGUGGAGUGGCGCGGGCGUCCCGUUUCCGUCGGCCCCGCCGGCCGGCCUGACCCUCGGCAGUAGGUAAGCCGGGGAGCGAGCGUGGCGGUCCCUGGAUUCCAGGGGCAGAGGCAGCUUGUCCUGACCUCGGCCCAGCGGGCGGCCCGGUCUCCCCGGUCUUCAGAGUCCGCGCUGGACAGCGAGCUCAUGUCCAUCAGUCAGUCUAUGCCUGGAACUGUCGCUCGAUACCUUGAUGCGAAGAACUGACUCAUUGGAAAAGACCCUGAUGCUGGGAAAGAUUGAGGGCGGGAGGAGAAGGGGACGACAGAGGAUGAGAUGGCUGGAUGGCAUCACUGACUCGAUGGACAUGAGUUUGAGUGAACUCCGGGAGUUGGUGAUGGACAGAGAUUCCUGGCGUGCUGCAGUCCAUGGGGUCACAGAGUCGGACACGACUGAGAGACUGAACUGAACUGAACCGAACGUCACUAAUCCUUCACAAGCCAGUGAGUCAGGGACCUGCUGGCCCUCGAGUGAGGGUGUCGGAGACGUGUCCAACCCGGGCCCAGGCUGAGUGGAGGGGGCGACCCGUGGGGUGAGCAGCCCGCUGACCACCAGCGGCACCUGCAUCGCAGCUGCCCGACCCCUCGGCCCCCUGGUCCCACUUGGUCUCAUGGAGCCUCGGGGCGAGAAGUCAGGAGAGGCUGACGGGGUGCGCGUGACGCCCCAGCUGCUCAAGGCGCGCUCGGGCGAGUUCGCCCUGGAGUCCAUCCUGCUGCUCAAGCUGCGGGGCCUGGGGCUGGUGGGCUUGGGCUGCCUGGGGGACUGCCUCGGCCUCGAGUGGCUGGACCUGUCGGGUAACGCGCUUACCCAGCUGGGCCCGCUGGCCUCCCUGCGGCAGCUGGCUGUGCUCAACGUGGCUGACAACCGGCUGACGGGCCUGGAGCCCCUGGCCGCCUGCGAGAACCUGCAGUGUCUCAAUGCUGCAGGCAACCUGCUGGCUGGGCCCGCGCAGCUGCAGUGCCUGGCGGGGCUGCGGGGUUUGGAGCGCCUGCGGCUCCGAGACCCGUUGGCGCGGCUCAGCAACCCGCUGUGCGCCAGCCCCUGCUACUGGGCCUCAGUGCGCGAGCUGCUGCCUGGUCUGAAGGUCCUUGAUGGCGAGCGUGUGAGCGGGCGCGGCAGCGACUUCUACCAGCUGUGCCGGGACCUCGACAGCUCCUUGAGCCCCGACCCUGGUGCCCCUGGCCCCCGGCCCACGGAGGCCCAGCCUUGGGUGGAGCCUGGCUACUGGGAGGCCUUGCCCCCGCGCAGCAGCUCCAUCCUGGAGGAGGCCUGCCGCCAGUUCCAGGACACGCUGCAGGAGUGCCACGACCUGGACCGCCAGGCCCGGGACAGCUUGGCCCAGGCCAUGCGGGCGCUCAGCCCUGCGGGUGCCACUGCCGCCUCCUUCAUCUUCUGAAGGCGCCCCGGGCCCUCGGUGGCCUCCCUGCUCGUCUGGACAGUUUUGUCCCGCUGCUUGUUGCCCUUCAAGGAAAACUCCCCACGUCCAUCAAAGACGUACCUCCCUUGGGCCCUCCCCAAGCAGCUGGCUCAGCCUGAGGCUGUCCUGCCACCACCUAGAAGAGUGCCUGGGAGGAGGUCCCUGGCCCCUUCCGUGGCUACAGCUGCUGCCUGUCCCAGCUGCAUGAGCCUGAGGCUCGGAGGAAGAAAGCGGGUUGGUCCUAAGGCUGCAGCUGGGGGAGGCGGGGAAGGCCAGCCUCCUGCCCCUCCCGCCCUGGGAGAGGCCGUGGCUGAGCUCGCCUGCCUGGAAGCUGCAUUUACGCACCUCCCUGGUUUUCCUGCUGUGUCCUUUGCUUCUGGGUCUCCCUGGAACCUCCACUGUCCCCAUUCACACCCAUGCUCAUCCCUAUUAAAUUGUUUUAAUUAGUA